Racocetra persica is the source of this 227-nucleotide messenger RNA. The record is from the annotation of a GenBank genome assembly. Lineage: Eukaryota; Fungi; Glomeromycota; Glomeromycetes; Diversisporales; Gigasporaceae.
UAGAUAAAUAUCUAAUUCAAGUAAUUAAUGUAGGAGUUAAAAAUAAUUCAGACUUAAUGGGUGCUAGUAUUGGAUAUAUGUCAUCAUUUAUAGGAGAAUAUAAAAAGAAACGGGCUUUAUUUGUUCAAACAGUUGAAUCAAAUUAUUCAUGCCAAGUUGCUAUAUAUCAAUUUAGUCAAGACCCAGUAUUAUUUCUAAAUACAAAUCCGAACAAUGUAUGGGAAAAA